AUGUUGGUGGUCCUUCCUGGAUCCAGCGAGACACCCCCGCUGUCGCUCACGUCUGAGAAGAUUAAACUGCAGGUUACACAUUCUCGCGCGAUCACUCAGCGCAGGCCCUUCAUGUUCUUUGUCGUCUUCGGAUUAAGUCGCGGAUUAGGAUGGAUCACAGAGAGAUUUUAUGGAUUCGAAUUCAGUUUCUGUGUAGGUUUGGGACGUUUACACUUUAGCGAGCACCCUGACCUCCUGGCCAUGGUGAUGGGGGAUGUAUGUGGUCAAUCACUGGCGAGUCUCACUCUCGAGAUUGCCUGCGUCAUUGAGGCACUGUUGUUGAAGACGCACAUUCUCCAGCAGGAACAAGUCGAAGAGCCUAAAGACCGAGAACUGCCUGAUCCGAUCCAUGGACUCGGCUUUGGGAGAUUGCUUGUCGACAGCGCUGUUUGGUAUUUUGUUUGGUAUUUCCUUCCUCCUACUGUCCAGAAGCUUGUUGGCCCCAGCGCAUGCCUCGAGAAAAUCACCCUCUUCGCAGUACAUUGGAUAGUCAGCAAGUGGAUUCCUCGAAUCUAG
Aspergillus thermomutatus is the source of this 555-nucleotide messenger RNA. RefSeq lists its product as uncharacterized. The record is from RefSeq and is a predicted model, not a curated record. Lineage: Eukaryota; Fungi; Ascomycota; Eurotiomycetes; Eurotiales; Aspergillaceae. The transcript has 3 exons. The coding region runs from base 1 to 555 and encodes 184 amino acids.